AUUCAUGGGCCCCUACGUAUAAAGUCUCUCUCCCCCUCUCUAAGUCUCUUUCUUCUAAAGAACCAAGGAAGGGAAAAUUGCUUGAAACUUCGAGGGAUUAACCAGUUAGGAAAAGCAAAAUAUAUAGACCAUCGCUUCCCUCCUCUCUCUUUCUCUCUCAUCUCAAGGGUCAACAAGAAAGAAGAACAAGGAGCACUCGUGGAAUCGUCCAUGGCUUGUCUUGUUUCAGGUAUGGGUCGUCUUGGUCAAAGAAGAGGGCACCGACCGUCAUUGUAGUGAGAGCCUCUCUUUUGUGUUCUUUUUUUUUUCGGGGGGAGGAGUCUCAGGGAUUUGGAAGAAAUCUGAAGCCAUCAAGGUAAAUAUUGCGCAGAAUUCAGAUCGAUCAAAAGUAUUCGACACUAGCUGGUGAUGGAUUUUAUGCAAGGUGGAGGGUAUUAUGAGGAAGAAGAAGAGAUGGUUGUAGAUAGGGGUGGUAAGUUCCCUUUCUCGUCUGCAUCUUCAUCUUCUUCGCCUUCCUCUCAGUACAAAGGUGUGGUCCCUCGGCCUAACAGGAGAUGGGGAGGGCAGAUGUACGAGAAGCAUCAACAGGAGGAAGAGGCCGUAAGGUCCUACGACCGACCAGCUCCGCUUGAGUUCCAUGGGCAAGAUGCAGUAACCAAUUUCAACCAAAAGCUCGGGCUCAUCGACUUGUCUACCAUAAACGGCGGCGAUGCAAGUCGGGGGGAAGCCGAUGGUGGUGGUAACACUAGUGGUGGUUGCGUUGAAAGAGAACACAUGUUUGAUAAGGUUGUCACGCCGAGCGAUGUGGGCAAGCUGAACCGACUAGUCAUACCAAAGCAACACGCAGAGAAGUACUUCCCUCUUGACUCUGCAACAAAUGAGAAGGGCCUACUGUUGAAUUUUGAAGAUCGGAGUGGGAAACCCUGGCGAUUUCGAUAUUCUUACUGGAAUAGCAGCCAGAGCUACGUGAUGACUAAAGGGUGGAGCCGGUUCGUAAAGGAGAAGAAGCUAGACGCGGGCGAUAUCGUGUCAUUUGAGCGUGGGGUGGGGGAGUCCGGUAGGGAUCGUCUGUACAUCGACUGGAGACGUCGCCCAGAUGUUCCAGAUCCUGGUAUGCUGCCGCCUCUACCAUUUGGAAACCCGCUUUCCCUUGCUCGGUCGUCUGUCGUCCCAUGGGGCCGGUUAUUCUUGCAGGCGCCGUCUGCGGUGUCCCUCGCCGUUUCCAUGCCAUCACGGGACCAUCUGCAUUUCCAACAGUUGAAGAAUUAUGACUAUUAUCAGCAGAAGCAGCAAUAUCAACAUCCUGAUCACCAGAGCAGUAGCACAUGGGGUUACAAUAAUGUGGUGAGGUCGGGUUCCGGCUCGGUUCUUUAUCUAAGAUCCUCAUCAGCCCCACAACAAGGUGUAGUGCAACAUGUACAGCGUGGGGAUGAACCGAUGGUAUUCGACUCCGUCCCGGUGGUGCACGGUAAGGCCGCAGCCAAGCGUGUUAGGUUGUUUGGUGUGAACCUGGAUUGCCCUAUAUCAGAAGACCCCGGAAGCCACGCAUUAUCCUCGCCUACAGUUGAGUCUCUCUCUCCUCCUCAUCAUCAGUAUCUAACUUCUCCUCCUCCUCCUCAAUUGAGACUCUAUAAUGGCGCCACAAUGCCAGCUGAAUUUCCAAAUAAUGGGAAACAGUCUUUGUCCUUCAAAUUGGACAUAUGAGAAAGGGGGGUAGGGGUGGGGGUGGAGCGGACUGUGCAAGAAUGUUAACAAUCGAGUAGAAUUGGAUUAAUUUCUACAAAUCUUAUGGUAUAUCUUGUUGCUCACAAGUUACAGUCACCUCCCCAAGAUGAUUGAACCCUAGCUAUUGGUUCGUCACUCAACUAGCUGAGCUAGCUAGCAGCAUGGAUAUUAAUGGAUACUGAAUAAGAAGAAGGGAAUUGAAGAAGAUGAGGAAAGCAGGUUGGGUGACAUGGAAGACCGAUCGACCAGCCCUUUCUAUGGUUGAUUUAUUUAUAUUUUUCUUAAUUACUGCAGUACCAUUGGGUGGUAGAAGGUCUAUGGUCAGCGAAAGAGACUAGCCAAAAUUAAAGAGAAUUCAAGCCACCAUAUCCAACACUUGUCUUUUUAAAUGUGUAUAAUUCAUAUAUUAUUAUAGAUAUAACACCAAUCAUUUUCCUUUUGUAGAGCCUGGGACUCCCUAAGUGGUUCCAUGCCACAACCUCUCCAGAGAGGAAACCUUGUCCUCCUUUGGUUAAUCUCUUUCUCCAAGUUGGCAGAAACAACUAUUUUGGGCACUGAAAUAGCCGAUGAAAUUGAACGUUUAAUUUCC
Nelumbo nucifera (sacred lotus) is the source of this 2314-nucleotide messenger RNA. RefSeq names its product B3 domain-containing protein Os03g0120900-like. Lineage: Eukaryota; Viridiplantae; Streptophyta; Magnoliopsida; Proteales; Nelumbonaceae. Gene Ontology annotation, molecular function: DNA binding; DNA-binding transcription factor activity. The record is from RefSeq and is a predicted model, not a curated record. Gene Ontology annotation, biological process: regulation of DNA-templated transcription.